Pseudovirgaria hyperparasitica is the source of this 2115-nucleotide messenger RNA. RefSeq lists its product as uncharacterized. NCBI's taxonomy places the organism in Eukaryota, Fungi, Ascomycota, Dothideomycetes, Acrospermales, Acrospermaceae. The coding region runs from base 1 to 2115 and encodes 704 amino acids. The record is from RefSeq and is a predicted model, not a curated record. The transcript has a single exon.
AUGUCGACUGAAUCAUCAAGUCUAAUGCCUCACAGCGACACGGGAAGCAAUACUGGCUGUUGUGCACCCAAGCUUUGCCUCUCGCACAUGGACUCCUUCACACAUCUCACGGCGCCACCCACCACUAACCUAGACAUGAACGAAGCAGGCUUCAUUGGUUCUAUUGGCGUGACCUGGGCGUACCACUUUUGCAAACUCAGGACCAAGAAGGAGCAAAUGAACGACGAGUUGUACUUCAAGGAUCGAGAAUUCUCACGUGAAAGACAAAAGUGGAUGGCAGAAGAGAAACGCCUGUUCGAACAGAUAAACCCACUGCGUAUACAACUCGUUGCGACGAAGCGCGCGCUAGAGCACGAACGCAGUGCGAGACUUGAAUCGGAGAAAGCAUAUGAGACUUCGAGACUAGAGGCGCGCACGGCAUUUAGGAAGGCGGAGACACAGGAAGAUGAUAUCAGACGCCACGAAGACCUGGUCUCUGGGGCCCUUAGAAACAUGUUCGCUGAUGCAUACGACACCGAGUACCACCUUCACAACGUUGACGAUGGGUUCCAAAUAAACUGCCACGGGUGUGAAAUGAUCUUGCUGGCUCUUUUGUCCCCGCUUGGUAAGCUACGUCUGAAUCCUGGUGGGUGGAUUGAAGAGAUGGGGGACGAGACGAGCAAAGUUCGCGAGCACAAUGAGGAACUGUGUCGUGUGAUUAGUGGGUGUAUAUAUGAAGCGGCGGGGAUCUGUAAGUGGGAGCGAGCGGAGCAUACGCAUGAUCGCGAUUCGCAGUUCAUGCCGCAGUGCUCGACGUGUAUGAACAGUCUCAGGUCAGUCGUGGAGCGGGCGGAGAUUGUCAAUACGCUUGUCCUAGAGAAGGAGGAGUUGACAAAGGAAAUUGAUCAAUUGUCAAAGGUGUGUCGAUCAGAAGCGCGAGCUGCAAGAGAUCUUGUGGCAGAGCUGCGAGAAGAGCGCCUGAUCGAGGAGCGAAUUAAAGACUGGGCGGUGGGAACAAGUAUCGCCGACUUCAAGUCCGAGAACGACCAGCUUAGGAAAGAACUCGCCGAAGCUCAAGAGGGGAUCGAGACACAAUCUCACCUCGUCGAGGAGCUUCAGGGGCAGUUGGCGCGGGAUCAAGUUAAAGACAGGCAGAUCCAAGACUCUGCGCUCAAGAUCUUGUCAGAAUACCACGACUUAAAGAUUGAGAAUGUCCAGCUCAAAGAAGAUGUCGCCGACGCAGUGGAGAGCAAGAAUCGUCUGAGCAGUCUUUCCAUCGCGGAGAUGAACGACGCCUUGCAGACCAUAAAGAGGCUUAAAACGGAGCGCACCACCCAGGAGAAAUCAAUUGGAAUCGCAGAUCAGACUGUUGCACUCCUUUGUGAAGAGGCCAAACAAUACGAAGACCUCGCCCGAAACCGUCUGACCUUGCUUGAUGUACUGGCCCGAGGACAUAUCUCUGGACUGUUUGGUUCGAGGAACUUGGCCGAGAAUAGCGCUCUGGCUCGCAAUCCAGAGGAGCAAACCCACCCAAACGAUCCAAGCUACCUCUCGUACGCCAUGCUUGCUGAAACUCGAAUAUCAAGCCUCGUACGCUCGAACAGCUUACUACGUGCCGAGCUCAGCGUGUCUCAUAGUACUCUAGCCGAGCGCAACGAAACACUUACCGCUAUGGAGGAAAAGCUAGAUGCAAGUGAAAGUCGACUCCUACACGAAGAGAUGUCCAACAGCCUUGCACAGUCCAAGAUAUUAGAUUUAGAAGGGACGAUCGAGACACUACAGGCUCAAAUGAAGGACAUGAAUAUCCAGUAUAUGAAGCUGAAAAUGUUUAUCCAAACACAAGCUCCGCAAACAAUAAGCGAGGUCAUCCAUCAGCAAGAGCAAGAGAUUGAGUGUCUGAAGUACCAGGCACAGCAUACACGUGAGCGUAAACAUGUUUCCACGGAUGGACCAGCUAUGCAGUAUCCGCAUGAUUGUCUGGAGGAUCGUUCGGUGGAUGAAGAAGAAGAAAGGGAGGCAGAUAACCACCGACUGAACUCUGAGAUGUAUCGUACGGAGGUUGCGGACUGGUUCGCUGGAAAUGUCUCAAGUGUCACUGGGCUCUCUCCGGAUCUUCAAGACUGGCGUGAUGUAUGA